AAAAUUAGUUUGUUGUCCUCUUCAUAGAAGUUUCGAAUUUUAAGUGCCCUUGGAAAAAAAUUGGGAAGUUUAACAGUAGUUUUGUUUCUAUUAAGAUUCAGAUAUGUUAGUUCGAUCUGGAUCGCGACUUAUUCCAAACUUCUCAUCAUUUAAAGGUGUACGAACCUUAAAUUGCGGUUCGCAGCUGACAAAAGUGAACUAUGAUGCUAAUAUUAAAGACCAAAGAAGAUUCUCAGCCAAAGCACAGGCAAAAACAAAAGAAACAAAACUUGUUCAGCAAAUGAAAAGCAGAAUCUCUGCUACUGGUCCAGUAACUGUUGCAGAAUACAUGAAAGAAGUGUGCAUCAAUCCAAUGUCUGGAUAUUACAUGCAUCGGGAUGUCAUCGGCAGCUCCGGAGUUAUCAAAUCUCCUGAAAUUUUCCAGCUGUUUGGAGAUGUUAUUGCUGAGUGGUGCUUAAAUGAAUGGAUCAGAGCCGGGAAACCAAAACCAUGGUAUAUAGUAGAAAUAGGACCAAACAGAGGUGCAUUAUCAGAUGAACUGUUAAGGGUAUUUUCUCAAAAUAAUGAUGCGAGGGAAGUUGUUUCCUUGCAUCUUGUUGAAGUCAGCCCUCAUUUGAGCCAGCUUCAGGAGCUGAAACUUUGUGGUACAGUUAGCGUCGUGAAAGAUGUGUUGGAAGCUGAUGACUCGAGGCGACAUUUGCAUUUGCACACAAACCAUGACAAUGAUGAGAUGAUGUACAAACAUAAUAUUACUAAACAUGGUGUUCCUGUUUCAUGGUAUCGCAAUCUGGAGGAUGUGCCAGAGGGAUUUUCAUGCGUAGUCGCAUAUGAGUUGUUUGAUGCUUUUCCAAUCCACAAACUUCAGAAAACAAAUGAAGGCUGGAGGGAAGUGCUGAUCGACUUAGACGAGGGACCGGGUGAACAUCAUCUGCGUUACGUUCUUUCACGUGGGCCGACGCCGGCCAGUCAGUUUUUCAUAGACGCUGGCGAAACAAGAACUAGUUUAGAAGUGAGUCCUGAGAGUGGAGUAUUAAUUCAAGAAAUUGCAGCAAGAAUUGAAAAGGAAGGUGGCUACUCAUUAUUGAUAGAUUAUGGCCAUGAUGGAACGAAAACAGACACAUUUAGGGCCUUUAGAAGACAUGAAUUGCACGAUCCCUUGAGUGAACCUGGAACUGCAGAUCUAACAGCUGAUGUAGAUUUUUCAUAUUUAAAAAAGAUGGUUCAGGGAAAAGCUUUAACAUAUGGUCCAGUAACACAACAAGAAUUCCUUACAAAUAUGGAUAUAAAGACAAAAUUUGAGAAAAUUUUAUCAGCAGCAAAACCAGAAAUACACAAAGAUUUAAUAUUUAGCUAUGACAUGCUUCUUGGACCUGAGCACAUGGGUGAAAGGUUCAAGUUUCUUGGUCUGUUUCCCUUGGACAUGUCUGAUACUUUACAGAGAGAUCCACCUUCAGGUUUUACAAAAAAAUGAUCUUACAAAAGCUAUAUCAAAGUUAAGAUUUUGAUAAUAAUUAAAUCAGUGCUAUUUUGUAUAUUUAGUCAGAGCAGGUAUUCAGACUGUCAAAAAGCAAUCAUUUUAUAUUAUUUUGUAGGUGAAUGCAUAUGACUUUGUUGCCAUUUAGAUGUAACAUUAAUUGCACUUGUAAAGAAUAUAGACUAUGUAAAAAUAAAUAUUUUUUUGAUUCUUUU
Molecule: messenger RNA, 1689 nt
Organism: Stegodyphus dumicola
Lineage: Eukaryota; Metazoa; Arthropoda; Arachnida; Araneae; Eresidae
Product: protein arginine methyltransferase NDUFAF7, mitochondrial-like
Biological process (GO): mitochondrial respiratory chain complex I assembly
Cellular component (GO): mitochondrion
Molecular function (GO): protein-arginine omega-N symmetric methyltransferase activity
Source: RefSeq, a predicted model, not a curated record